UUCCAGUCAAAAUCAAUUUUAGAGAGCACGGAAUACAGCGUGCUAACAUAUUACAUCGUUUUUCCUACUUUUCAAAAAUCCGGCCUUGCAUUGGUUGCGAAAUAUCUUGUUUGUCCGUAUAAUGGUCCUGUAAUUUUAUCUGUGAUAUAAAUAUAUGGACGGCUGGAGAGAAAAUUAAUAAAAAUAAUAAUAAAACAGGGGCGAGAUCAAUUUGGUGUUAUUAGUAACCCGCGUAAAAGCGGCAUGUUAACAGAGAUUCGUUGGGCAAUGUAAUAUUCAAUAUUGGCAAUUUUGAAACGUUUCGGACCGGACAAAAAUGUUCGAUAUUAAAAUUAGGCAUAAAAUUCUUCCAAUGUUUACAUUUCAGUUGAGAAAUAUGAUCCAAACAGACGGCAGAAUUCUAGGUAGCAAUAUUUUUCUUAAACAAUUCUCGCUUCUAUUCAUUUGUUAAACUCUAAGCUACUUUACAACACCACCGAACAUAAACGUGAUGCCAAAAAUAGACUCAGUAACAAAUGCUAAUUCGUACUGCGGAAGAAUCAGUAGCAUUGACGUAACUAACUAAAAAUUCACAUUAACAGCGUGCAGGGCUUUGAAAGACAGGCUGCAUGUCCUUGAAUAAACAGCUAUAUAUUGAGCGAGUUAAAACAAAGCCGGGCAUUCAGCAGUUUGUGAGGCAGCUUGAAACCUUUAGCGGGAGACGGGAAUAAAAAAAAUUAAAAGACACAUCUCUUUGUGUUCACAUCGAGGUUCGAAAAGAAGAUUGGCUACCCAAACUCGUUCACACCACUUAAUAAGUUGGGGGACUUGAGUACACUGUGAAUUGCCUUAAACUUGAAUAUGACUGGAAAAGACUUCGUUGGAAAUGCUUCUUCUGGAGAAAACGCAACAGCUGAAAGUCCCUUCUUGGAUCAUUCACCUAUUGCACAAGGCUUCAAAUGCGCCGCUUACGGCAUCGUUGUCGCGUUUUCCAUCAUCGGCAAUUCUUCGGUCAUAGCUGCAUUCAAACUGAACAUCAACAGUAAACUUCGCACAGUCAACAGUAUGUUCAUUGUGAGUAUGGCAGCCGGGGACCUACUGCUUACACUGGGAAGUGCACCGGAGAGAAUCACCCGAAUCUUGGUCAGUGAACAGUGGAUAAUUAAAGGAAACUUGGGGAUAUUUUUGUGCAAAACCACCAACUACCUCGAGAAGCUUUGCAUGAACGCUUCAAUCAUUCAUCUUGCCAUGGUGGCUAUAGAUCGGUUUUUAGUUGUGUUUUAUCCUCAUCGGAAGAUUAUCACGGUGAUAAGGGCUCGCCAAAUUAUAAUCAUGGCUUGGCUGGCGUCAGCUGCCUACUGCGUGCCUUUGUUUUACUACGCCAACUUGCUGGAGGAAAAUGGAAAACUGCUCUGUAAAACGCGGCGUUUUUUCACCAACUGGCGUAUUUGGUAUUUGCUGUUCUUGUCACUGCUUGUACUAACAUUGCUUCUUGUAGUCGCCUUGUACGCUGCGAUAACCAUUCGACUUUGUCGAGGUAGAGCACGCAAGACGCGAGCGAGGUUAAACAACCGAGUCCUUAAAAUGGUCGCCAUGAUAGUGUUCGCAUUUUACUGUUGCUUUCUUCCUUAUUGGAUUAGUUGGGUAUUUUGCUCGUAUUAUCAUAGCGACGUUAUCUGUAACAAGACUUACGUGUUCGUUGCAAUUUUUCUCCUGUACGCUAACAGUGCGGUCAAUCCCGCCAUUUAUUCUUUCUUUAAUGAGAAUUUUAGGGAUAGCUUUAGUUACAUUUUAAACAAGUUUUGCAGUUGCUCUGCUACUAGUAAUCAGUCCGUUUUGGUGGAAACUUACGAUGCCACUCCAAAAGGCUUGAAUAGCAAAAAUCUAACGAAAAACGAUGCAAAAAUCUUAAGCUGAUUACCGGUAACUCAAGAAAUCAACUGUGUGCGGACGUGUAAGAACAAUGGCAAAGAAAACUGACGAAAAUUUCCUUUCGGCGCCAAAUCCACAUCAAGUACAUCUGCAAUAUUAGGAGUGAGACGCUGAACUAGAAGAGCUGGAUAUAUACUCAAACUUUAAGAUAUUUUAACGGUAAAUAUUGAAAUGAUGAAAAUAAUGGUAAAACCUUGAAAUAAAGAAAAUUCAUGAUGAUUCGAUUUGAGUGUUUGUUUUCCAUGCGUUGUGACACGACGAGUUUUUUUAUUCAAAUAUUGUGUAUGGCAAUCAACAGACGAGGACAAAUUUGUAUCGCCCGCAAAUAGAACAUAUCCUGGGUACAAGAGGUUUUUUUCGCGCGCGGCGGACGGAUAUAUUUCGCUUCGCUUCGGCAGGUCACAGUAGAGACAUGACCGACACCGGAAACCGCGGAAGAAAAACCUCUGGCACUCAGGGCAGGAAGAACAUUGCUUCACAAAGGAAUAUAACGUUAAAGCAUCAAUUUUGUAACUCCAGAAUAGUGAAUACCUUUCUUUCUUGCAAGGCAUUUAGGGUGUAGGACAGCAAACGUCACAUGACAUACAUGUGAUUAAGGCAGCGUCCAGACUACGCAGGAGAAAUUUUCAAACGCAGCUUUAUUUCCACGGUUUGGCUUUCCGUCCAUAUUAA
Molecule: messenger RNA, 2583 nt
Organism: Orbicella faveolata
Lineage: Eukaryota; Metazoa; Cnidaria; Anthozoa; Scleractinia; Merulinidae
Product: neuropeptide FF receptor 1-like
Source: RefSeq, a predicted model, not a curated record